AUGGCAGCACACGGUAACGACAUAGAACCGGAAAAGCUGGAUAUACAGCUCACGAACAUGGACAAAACCGUGGAGCCGUCUGAUCGGUCGGAGGGAGAGGAACAGGAACCAGUUCAGUUGAAGGUAUAUGCACGAAGAUGGGUAAUUCUUACUGUAGUCGCCAUGCUGAAUAACACCAACACAAUGUCAUGGAUUGCGUUCGCUCCAGUGUCGAACUAUGUGAACAGUUUUUACGGCGAGAAUAGUGCUGCCUGGUUUUCCAUGGUGUACAUGAUUUGCACCAUACCUGUUGGAUUCUUCGCUAUGUGGACAGGUCGUCGUUUUGGUCUCCGGAGCGCUGUAUUGAUUGCAGGAUGGACAAAUGGUAUUGGUGGCCUGAUUAGGCUAUCCAGUUCUUUCCUCCCACUGCAAUAUCGCUUUCCUGUCGGGAUCACAGGACAAGCGAUUGCUGCCAUUGCUUAUCCUUUCAUUAUGUUUCUACCCACGAAGGUAGCCGGGUCGUGGUUCCCCGACACACAGCGAGGUAUAGCAACAACGAUUGGUGUUAUGUCUAAUCCAUUAGGAGUUCUUCUUGCCAAUGUAAUAAGCCCUCAAAUGGUCCGUGCACCAGACCAUGUUGUAUACCUCAACAUCUUCACGUUUGUUCCUGCCGCUGUUGCCAUGAUCCUCGCAACAGUCGCAGUUAAACGUAGCGAACCGAAAAUACCGCCGACAUUUAGCGCUAGCAAACCUCAGAUGGACUUCUUCCCUGGACUCAAAGCAUGUAUGAUGUCUAAGCAGUACCUUAUCCUGUUUAUCGUCAUGGGCGGUGGAAUCGGCAUGUUUAACUGUCUUUACACUAUCAUGCAGGAACUCCUCUGUCCGUCCGGAUAUUCGAAUUCAUUCGUCGGUUUGUGUGCUGCUCUCAUGAUUAUCGGUGGAAUAGUUGGAGCUGCCGGAAGUGGUGUUUUUGUGGACCGCACAAAAAUGUACGAAGAAACCAUGAAAGUAUCCAUGGGCCUCGCUGUUGUUUUCGGCUUGAUUUUUAUGCAGCUCACUCUCCACACAAAUUUCGCUCCUCUCCUGGCUUUGACCUGUGUGUUGUUCGGGAUAUUUGGUCUAGCCACUUACCCUGUAGGACUCGAACUGUCCGCUGAGUGCACAUUCCCAGUAUCGGAAGCUACAUCAACAGGACUCAUUGUCCUUUCUGGACAGGUUCAAAGCGUACUGUAUGUCCUGAUCAUGAAGCAGUUUGCACGUCCACUUCAACCGGAACGGAUGCAAGAUCAGGUCUGCACUCUAGACGUAACGGACAAGAUGAACCAACCGAAAGAUAAUACACAAGCUGUUAUGGUCUUUUCGCUACUGGCCGCUCUACUUGUGUUGGUGCUUGUCAUACUUUUCAAGCCGGUCUAUCGCCGUCUAGAAGCAGAAAAAGAGAAUAGAGCGCGUAUUGAUAAAGAAAAGGAGUCACGAAUGAACGACCAGAAGAUAACCCUCCCACGUGAAACUGUCACUCAACCAUUGAAUAAGGUAGAUGACAAUGUUUAG
Cooperia oncophora is the source of this 1530-nucleotide messenger RNA. The record is from the annotation of a GenBank genome assembly. NCBI's taxonomy places the organism in Eukaryota, Metazoa, Nematoda, Chromadorea, Rhabditida, Trichostrongylidae.